AUGGAUUUAUCAGGAGUGAAAAAGAAGAGCUUGCUAGGAGUCAAAGAAAAUAAUAAAAAGUCCAGCACUAGGGCGCCUUCUCCCACCAAACGCAAAGACCGCUCUGAUGAGAAGUCCAAGGACCGCUCUAAAGAUAAAGGGGCCACCAAGGAGUCGAGUGAGAAGGAUCGCGGCAGGGAUAAGACUCGGAAGAGGCGCAGCGCUUCCAGCGGGAGCAGCAGCACCAGGUCCCGGUCCAGCUCUACCUCCAGCUCAGGCUCUAGCACCAGCACGGGCUCCAGCAGUGGCUCCAGCUCGUCUUCAGCUUCUAGCCGCUCCGGAAGUUCUAGCACGUCACGCAGCUCCAGCUCCAGCAGCUCCUCCGGCUCCCCGAGUCCUUCUCGGCGCAGACACGACAACAGGCGGCGUUCCCGCUCAAAGUCCAAGCCACCGAAGAGAGAUGAGAAGGAAAGGAAGAGGCGGAGCCCUUCCCCGAAACCCACCAAAGUGCACAUCGGGCGGCUUACCAGGAAUGUGACCAAGGAUCACAUCAUGGAGAUAUUCUCCACCUAUGGGAAAAUUAAAAUGAUUGACAUGCCUGUAGAAAGGAUGCACCCCCAUUUGUCUAAAGGCUACGCCUAUGUGGAGUUUGAGAAUCCAGACGAGGCUGAGAAGGCGCUGAAGCACAUGGACGGAGGACAAAUCGAUGGCCAGGAGAUCACUGCCACUGCUGUGCUGGCGCCCUGGCCCCGGCCACCCCCCCGGAGAUUCAGCCCUCCCAGGAGGAUGCUGCCACCUCCUCCUAUGUGGCGCAGGUCACCCCCACGGAUGAGGAGAAGGUCGCGCUCCCCGCGCCGUCGGUCGCCCGCGCGCCGUCGCUCCCGCUCUCCAGGCCGCCGCCGCCACCGCAGCCGCUCCAGCUCCAACUCCUCCAGAUAG
Molecule: messenger RNA, 918 nt
Organism: Rangifer tarandus platyrhynchus (Svalbard reindeer)
Lineage: Eukaryota; Metazoa; Chordata; Mammalia; Artiodactyla; Cervidae
Source: the annotation of a GenBank genome assembly